UUUGUCGGCACCAAAGGCAGAAAAGAAAGCCAAUGGCGUCUUCAGGCCUCGCAGUUGCAGCAACAGCCUCGUCAGCCUGGCUCUGCUGCCCCAAUCAUCACAUCCAUACCAGCAGCAGCAGAUCUCGCAAGCAUCUUCUUCUCCAUGGCCUGUACGGGUCUGCACCUGCACGUACUAGGGGACGACGGCCGCCGGUGUGGACUGCGGCGGCGGCCACCGCAGCAGCGCCGGCGGACACGGCGGCGUCGGCGCGGCGGGAGCAGGUGGAGAUCGCCCGGUCGCUGAACGCGUGGGUGGAGGAGAACAUGCUCCCGCUGCUCACCCCCGUCGACUCCGCGUGGCAGCCGCACGACUUCCUUCCCUGCUCGGCCGCGGGCGGCGGCGAGGCGCUGGCGGCGUUCACGGAGGGCGUGGCCGAGCUGCGCGCGGGCGCCGCCGGCGUGCCGGACGAGGUGCUGGUCUGCCUCGUGGGGAACAUGGUGACGGAGGAGGCGCUCCCGACGUACCAGAGCAUGGGCAACCGCGCCGAGGGCCUCGCCGACGGCACCGGCGUGAGCCCCCUCCCCUGGGCGCGCUGGCUCCGCGGCUGGACCGCCGAGGAGAACCGCCACGGCGACCUCCUCAACCGCUACCUCUACCUCUCCGGCCGCGUCGACAUGCGCCAGGUCGAGGCCACCGUGCACCGCCUCCUCCGCAACGGCAUGGAGAUGCUGGCGCCGGCGAGCCCGUACCACGGCCUGAUCUACGGCGCGUUCCAGGAGCGCGCCACCUUCAUCUCCCACGGCCACACGGCGAGGCUCGCGGGGCAGCACGGCGACCGGGCGCUCGCCAAGAUCUGCGGCGUGAUCGCCGCCGACGAGAGGCGGCACGAGGCGGGCUACACGAUGGCGUCCGGCAGGCUGUUCGAGCUCGACCCGGACGGCAUGGCGCGCGCGCUGGCGGACGUCAUGCGCGGGAAGGUGACCAUGCCGGGGCAGCUCAUGUCGGACGGCCGCGACGGCGACGGCGAGCACAGCCUGUUCGCCCGGUUCUCCGCCGUGGCGGAGCGCGCCGGCGUGUACACGGCGAGGGACUACGGCGACCUCGUCGAGCACUUCGUGCGGAGGUGGCGGGUGGCGGAGCUCGCGGCGGGGCUCUCCGGCGAGGGCCGACGCGCGCAGGAGUACCUGUGCGGGUUGGCGCCCAAGAUCCGGAGGAUGGAGGAGCUGGCCCACCGGAGGGCGGCCCGCAUCGAGCCCGCCAUGGCCCGUUUCAGCUGGAUCUUCGAUAGGCCCGUCAUGCUGGGCUGAUCAACCCGGGGCUUCUGUUAUGGUUUUAUGGGCCCGUUUACUGGGCUCUGCUUGCUCAAAUUAUAAUAAGCUACAUCGUGUGCUAAAAUAAUUUAUCUUUGUUAUUAAGGAUUCGUGUGAGAAAGCUAUUUUGUUUUCUGUAGCAAGUUUAGGAAUGUAAUGUAAUGUAAUGAAGCGGCAGGACGACUGCCAUUUGAUUAAGAAAAGACUCGCGCUUGUUUGUAGCCCAAAA
Messenger RNA from Oryza sativa Japonica Group (Japanese rice), 1521 nucleotides. The record is from RefSeq and is a predicted model, not a curated record. NCBI's taxonomy places the organism in Eukaryota, Viridiplantae, Streptophyta, Magnoliopsida, Poales, Poaceae.